UUUUCAAACAACUGCUGAACGCUAAGCCAUGGAAAGUUCGGAGGACUUUCCACCCAGUGGCUUCAAGAGAUGUCUGGCGGAUCCAUACCAAGAUCACCUUGGCCCUUUCUACUAUCAUCCAGAGGAGCGCGUGAUGACCAUGAGAGUCAGUUCUCAGAUGUGCAAUGCCAUUGGCGUCCUGCACGGUGGCGCGCUGAUGUCGUUUUGCGAUGCCGCCCUGUUCAUCAUUGCCCGAGAACAUACCGUUGAAACGACAGGCCGAACCUACGUGACACUCAGUAUGAAUAUUGACUUCAUGGGUCGCUGCCGCGAGGGGGCUCUGGUCCUGGGAGGAGGGGAAGUGGUGAAGGUUUCCAGUGACAAGGACUUGAUCCUGGUCCAGGGCUGGGCCAAGGCGGGUGGCGCCUCUGGCCGGGUCUUGUGUGUCUUCCGCGGCAUGCUGAAGUUCGCGCCCAAGGCGUCGCCCUCGGAGCACAAGGCGAAAGCCCGACGUUCGAAGCUGUGAGUCGCCGCGCGACAUCCCAUGGAAGUUGUGGCGCGGCCGCGAAGCGCAGGAUCCGGUCACGGUGGAGGUGCAGUUCAGAGAUGGUGAGGCGGCGGCGCUUUCCGCGAAAAAGGGAGACUCUGGGGGAUGCUGGGAAAUCUCGAAUUUUUGGACCGUUUGUGAAUGGAGAGUAAUGAAGAUGUUUGUUUUCUUGCUAUGAGGAGAGCUUGAGGCUUUGAAGUGGAUG
Messenger RNA from Cladocopium goreaui, 731 nucleotides. Lineage: Eukaryota; Dinophyceae; Suessiales; Symbiodiniaceae. The record is from the annotation of a GenBank genome assembly.